Molecule: messenger RNA, 2766 nt
Organism: Clarias gariepinus (North African catfish)
Lineage: Eukaryota; Metazoa; Chordata; Actinopteri; Siluriformes; Clariidae
Product: zinc finger protein 883-like
Exons: 3
Coding region: 7-2157 (716 amino acids)
Biological process (GO): regulation of transcription by RNA polymerase II
Cellular component (GO): nucleus
Molecular function (GO): RNA polymerase II transcription regulatory region sequence-specific DNA binding; DNA-binding transcription factor activity, RNA polymerase II-specific
Source: RefSeq, a predicted model, not a curated record
ACUUGCAUGUUGCAGGUCUCUUGCAGAAGAAAGCUUUCGCGUGCCCCUCCUAAACCGCUCACAGGGUUUAUUUGUGUUAAAGUGUUUGAUGUUGAAGCUUGUGUUACAAUGUUGCGCUCUGCAGUGUGUAUCCCCGAUUUGGUCCAGGAGCAGUGUUGUGUAAAAGAGGAAGGUGAAGAUGAUGGUGAUAUCUCUGAGUGCAGGGUGAAAGCCGAGGUGUCUGAAACCAGCAUAGAUACAAGAAACCAAGCGCUGAAAGAGGAAGACGAAGAGCAAAAGGUGUCCAAGGGAACGGCAGAAAUCACUGAGUAUAAUGAAGAAACCAAUAAUCGUGGUUUUCACAGGGUCCUGGUUUUAACUGAGGAAUGCGGCCAAGAGAAAACCAGCACCAGUAACCCGUACCAGUGCCCUGAGUGUGAGAAGACUUUUGCUAAAAUGCGGUUUCUAAAGACCCACUUAAGAGUACAUACGGGAGAGAAGCCUUACUUGUGCUUGCAAUGCGGGACGAGGUUUUCUCACCUCGCCUCGUUAACACGUCACAGGAGGACGCACACGGGAGAGAAGCCGUAUCAGUGCUUUCAGUGCGGGAAGAGGUUCGCUCUUUCCGGCUCGUUGAAACUGCACGAGCGAAUCCAUACGGGAGAGAAGCCGUACCAGUGCCUUCUGUGCGAGAAAUGCUUUUCUAGCCGUGCCUUUUUAAAAAAACACCAGCGCAUGCAUACUGGAGAGAAGCCUUUCUGCUGCCUGGAGUGUGGGAAAAGGUUUUCACAUCCGAGCUCCCUGAAAGAUCACGAAGGCUCCCACACCGGAGGGAAGCCUUACGUGUGUUCUGAAUGCGGGAGGCAGUUUUCCCACCCGAGUUCGCUCAAAGUUCACGAGAGGAUACACAGUGGCGAGAAGCCUUACCACUGUACGCAAUGCGGGAAAAAUUUUUCCCAUCUUACGUCGCUGAAAAUUCACGUGCGUGGACAUACUGGAGAGAGGCCGUACCAGUGCUCCCAGUGUGGAAAGGGUUUCUCUCAUGCGGGCUUGUUAAGGGGUCACGAGAGGAUACAUACUGGGGAGAAGCCGUACCACUGUACGCAGUGUGGGAAGAAUUUUACUCAGUCGAGUGGGUUGAAGGUUCACCAGAGGAUACACACUGGAGAGAAACCUUACCGGUGUUCAGAAUGCGACAACUGUUUUUCUCGUCCAGGCUCUUUAAAGAUUCAUCAGAGGAAGCAUACUGGAGAGAGGCCUUAUCAGUGUGAGCAGUGCGGCAAAAGCUUUUAUAGAUCGUGGGACUUAAAAACCCACCUAAGAGUACAUACAGGAGAGAAGCCUUACUUGUGCUUGCAAUGCGGGAGGAGGUUUUCUCACCUCGCCUCGUUAACAGGUCACAGGAGAACGCACACGGGAGAGAAGCCGUAUCAGUGCUUUCAGUGCGGGAAGAGGUUCGCUCUUUCAGGCUCGUUGAAACUGCACGAGCGAAUCCAUACGGGAGAGAAGCCGUACCAGUGCCUUCAGUGCGAGAAAUGCUUUUCUAGACGUGCCUUUUUAAAAAAACACCAGCGCAUGCAUACUGGAGAGAAGCCUUUCUGCUGCCUGGAGUGUGGGAAAAGGUUUUCACAUCCGAGCUCCCUAAAAGAUCACGAAGGCUCCCACACCGGAGGGAAGCCUUACGUGUGUUCUGAAUGCGGGAGGCAGUUUUCCCACCCGAGUUCGCUCAAAGUUCACGAGAGGAUACACAGUGGCGAGAAGCCUUACCACUGUACGCGAUGCGGGAAGAAUUUUUCCCAUCUUACGUCGCUGAAAAUUCACGUGCGUGGACAUACUGGAGAGAGGCCGUACCAGUGCUCCCAGUGUGGAAAGGGUUUCUCUCAUGCGGGCUUGUUAAAGGGUCACGAGAGGAUACAUACUGGGGAGAAGCCGUACCAUUGUACGCAGUGUGGGAAGAAUUUUACUCAGUCGAGUGGGUUGAAGGUUCACCAGAGGAUACACACUGGAGAGAAACCUUACCGGUGUUCAGAAUGCGACAACUGUUUUUCUCAUCCAGGGUCUUUAAAGAUUCAUCAGAGGAAGCAUACUGGAGAAAGGCCUUAUCAGUGUGAGCAGUGCGGCAAAAGCUUUUAUAGAUCGUGGUACUUAAAAGUACACCAGAGGAUCCAUACCGAGUAGAAGGACAUUAGUUCGAGCUGAUUUUUUUUGUAUGUCUUCUUAUUUUCUCAGCGACUGCCGUGAAGAAAGGUUUUAUCAUUUUGAGCUUGGACAUUAUUAAUAUUUGUAAAUGACUGUUAGAUAUAAUAUGUGAGAAUCAUAACUGCACUGUGGCGUAAUGGAUUCAAACCUCUAAAAGUCUGCACACUGUUCGAAGCUGGUUUAGUUGGAUACAGUAAGGGAUCUAUUACUCAUUUAGCAGGAAAAAGGAUAAACAUGUUAUACAUGAGUUACAGUUACAUUUCAAUAAAGUUUGAAUAUCUGAUUUUAAUUCGGAAAUAUGUGCAGAAAUGUACAGUGCCCCCUAGAAAGUAUUCACCCCCUCUUUACACUGAUUCACCUACAAGUCUUUACACUGAGAGGCAAUGGAAUUAUCCAGAGGAAACGCACAGACCAUGCAGAGAACAUGCAAACUGCCUGCACACAACCCCUAUAAAAAUAAAUAAAUAAAAUAACUGCUUAGUAAGUAAUAGAGAAAAGAGAGGCAAAUAAUAAUUUGGUUUAAUACUUUCUACAGAAACCAUUCUGUUUUUGUUAUAUUCAAGUUAAACCCUGACUUGUUAUUAAAUU